This is a messenger RNA of Adineta ricciae, 633 nucleotides long. NCBI's taxonomy places the organism in Eukaryota, Metazoa, Rotifera, Eurotatoria, Adinetida, Adinetidae. The record is from the annotation of a GenBank genome assembly.
AUGCUCACAGUUGUAUUUCUUGGAAUUACACAUGUGAAGAGUACUAGAGGUUCAUUCUUUCGGGCAAAAUACACGGGAGCUGGUGCUGCAGAAUCAUACGGGAAUGGUAACUGUUAUACUUCCGCUAAAUGGACUGAUCCAUCCACAUUUAUGAAGUUUCCUAGUGGUACAGUAUUCUUCAUUGUUCCGGGGUUCUAUAUCGGAUGCUAUAUCAUCGAAUCACUACUUCAAUCCGAUCUUCGAUGCUUUUAUGACCAAAGUUGUCUAACUCAGUUACUUUUCUAUAUAUCUCCGUCGGCACCGCUGAACUUAAUCGCUCUUGACAAGUCAUUGUUAGUUCGCUCCUUUGUAAACUCCACAAUAGAAAAUCUUAUGAAUCAGCUAAUGGUCGAGCAAUGGACUCCGUCACCGAUGUUUGAGAAUUAUUAUAGCGAAUGCAUGCCAACAAAAUGUGCUUAUACCAUCGAAACAAAGAGCACGAUUAUUUAUAUCAUCACAGUAGUCAUUGGAUUAAUCGGUGGUUUGACCACAGCUCUGAAGUUGAUAGUGCCACGAUUGGUGCAGUUCAUUGCGUUUUGUAUCCGAAAAUGGCGAACAAAACGUCAUCGAAUCAUGCCAAUCAUCGAGCAAUAA